AUUUCCACUUCCCUAAAAAAAAAAAAACAUUUCCACUUCCACCCUCUUCUCUCUCUCUCUCUCUCUCUCUCUCUCUCUCUCUCCCGUUAACUUCAACCAGGGGUCACCUCUUCCAUUUUAUAUCACAAACCAAUUUCAUUCAAGCAAAAACAAUUCAUACCCCCACCAAAAGGAAAAGUAAAUUGAAAAAGAAAGGAAAUUCAAGACCCACGAGCGGCAGAGAAAGGAGAAUUUGAGGGGGUGUUUUUUAUAUGAUAGUUGGUUUGGUGGUCGUCUUCUUCGUGCUUCGAAUCAACAUCUAUUAUUAGUUCAUGUGCUUGUUCGUGAAGGUGGCGGACCAACAAGGCGGCGGCAGCGGCGGCGGCGAUAGCUACUUUCCCCCUUUCACUUCUUCCUCCUCCUCUUCUUACCCCGGCGGCGAUCAGGAUGCGGCUGAAAAUAGCAGUAAUCGACAAAAAGAUGAAGCCUUUUUGCCGCUCCCGAACACCCCACAAGAUUUCGCUCCUGCCCAUCUCCGUCAUCAAUUCCAAUUCAGCCAUCCCAAUCCGAAUCAGCAGCAAGUUGCGGCGGGGGAACAGGGGAAUUUGAUGAUGAAUAUGGAUACUCCUUCAGGGCACAGGAGCGCCAGAGAUAUGUCCGCCAUGGUUUCGGCUCUCACCCAUGUCGUCUCCGGCACCGGAAGAUUGGGCUCCAGCGGUGGAAUAGCGACGACAGCAUCGUCGCCGCCGCCGCCGCAGGUGUCGAGUACUUCUUCGGGGGUCUCUGCUGGCUCUGGUUCCUCUGCAGGGGUGUGGGCGGCGGUCGGUCAGAAGAGGGAGAGAGAAGAGGAGACGGCUUCUGUCGCUCAAUUGAUGGAGCAGCGAGAAAGGAACUUUCGAGGUUUCGGUCGUGAUUUGAUUCAUGGGGGCGAUUCUUCUUCUUCUGGUGGUGCAACUGUCCAAGCAGAGGACUCAUCUAAUUCACAGGCGAUCCCUACGGCGGCGGCAGCCUCGCCGGCUUCCACGGAGUCUGGCGGCGCCGAGGGAGGUGAAAGGAGGAGGAGAUACAGAGGAGUGAGGCAGAGACCUUGGGGAAAAUGGGCGGCGGAGAUAAGAGACCCGCACAAGGCGGCGAGGGUCUGGCUGGGGACAUUCGACACGGCGGAGGCCGCAGCCAGAGCAUACGACGAGGCCGCCCUCCGAUUCAGGGGAAGCAGAGCCAAGCUCAAUUUCCCGGAAAACGCCCGCCUCCUUGCGCCGCCAAUGCUGAAUGUAAAUGUCCCAUCCGCCUCCACCGCGCGCCAAAUCAUUCCUCGCCUCAAUCCUGCUCCGCCGCCGCAGCCGUCAGCUCAAUUCCGUGGAUUUGCUCAGGCACCGUCGGCGGCGCGGCCUCAGCAGCAGGCGGAUUUGGUGAGGGAUUACUGGCAAUACUCUCAAUUACUACAGAGUUCCUCCGCUGCUGGCGGCGGAUUUCAGCAGCAGCCGCCUUCUACGCUAUUAGAGCAGUUGCUAUACAGCUCGCAGGUUCCGCCAGCUCUGCCGUUCGCUUCAUUGCCGUCGACGACUUCACCACCGUCGGUUCGCGCUCAAUCUCCUUCUCCUUCUUCUUCCUCCUCUGCUUCAUUUCCCCUGCUUUUCGCGGGUGAGCAGCAGCCCGGUCAUUACCAGCCGCAACAGAGCCAGAAUCCGAAUCCAAGUCAGACGCCGACCUCCGUGUCGGAUUUCCCGGUGCCGCCGUGGGCGCAUUCUAGUCCUUACCCGCCGUCUACCGGUUGAUUUUCAAAAAACAGUUGGGUUUCCUAUAUACAGUUUCCCCUUUUCUUUUUCUUUCUUUUGAGGUGGAAAAUUUUAGUAUAUUCAUAUAGUUGGAUUUUCUUUUGUUUUUGCAGUGAUUUUUUUUUAAUUUGAUAGUAAUUCUUUUCUAUAGUUGAGGCUAUACAAAAGGAUAAGCUGGUAGGAUUAUUAUAUUACGUUUUGUAUAAAGAAAAGAAGCAGACAGAUAGAUGAUAUGAAUUGGAAUUUUUAAUAGGAGUUUGCAUCAUAUAUUGAGAUGGGUACGUUUCAUUCUUGAAGAUUUGCUUGAUGUCAACAUUAUCCAUUAUGGAUCCAUGAUUUUUUAUGCCUUUUUAAUUGACCUACUUGUCAAAAAAAAUAAAGAAAAAUUUGACCU
Molecule: messenger RNA, 2148 nt
Organism: Linum trigynum
Lineage: Eukaryota; Viridiplantae; Streptophyta; Magnoliopsida; Malpighiales; Linaceae
Source: the annotation of a GenBank genome assembly